AUGCGGACGGCGCUCGUCCUUGUGGCCGCGGCGCUGGGGACCCCGCGCGCGACGGGCUGCAAGGAGCGGGUUUUGGUGGUGGGCUCCGGAAUCUCCGGCCUGGUCGCAGCUGAGUCCUUGCGCCACUUCGGCUGCCAGGUGACGGUGCUGGAAGCCCUGGACCGCCCCGGCGGGCGCACCCACACCUUCGCCGCGGGGCCCUUCGCGGGCACCGAGGAGGGCGCCCACUGGGUGCAUGGGGGCGUGGACAACACCCCGGUGUCGCUGCUGCUCCGCAUGCACAACCUCUCACAGGUGCGCGUGGGGGGCGACGACGACUACGAGGGCUCCAGGGAUCGCCUGACGAUCUUCUCGGAGGGCAAAGCGCUGAGUGCUGAGCAGAGGGACGGGUCCUUCGACCUCUUCCAAACCGCCCUUGCGGCUGUGUCGACCUGCGCGGAGGGCCAGCUGUCCCAGAAAGACGUGAACGUCUCUGUGGGCGACAUCUGGCGCCGGGCGGUGAAGGUGAACUACACCGCGCAGAGUCAGUUGUUCUUGGCCUGGCACCGGAAGGUCAGCUUUCAGCAGGACGAGGGCGCCAGCAUGGACAAACUCAGCGCUGUGAAUGAGUACUUGGAGGAUUACACCGACUUCUAUCCUGAGAAGUCGGAGGGCUGGGAGAAGCACGGGGAUGGCUACGUGAAAGGGGGCUACUCCUCUCUAGUUGCGCGUCUCGCGGAGAACUUGGACAUCCGAGUCUCCAGCCCAGCCACACGCAUUGAGUACUCGGGGGCAGGCGUGGCGGUCACUGCGGAUGGCCAGCGAUUCGAAGGAAGUGCCGUGAUCGUGACAGCUUCCGUCGGGGCACUCCAGACGGGGCAUCUUGCCUUCGAUCCCCCGCUGUCUUCCUGGAAGAGCGCGGCCAUCGGGCGCUUGGGCAUGGGCAACGUGGCCAAAGUGCUUGUGAAGCUGUCUCAGCCCCUCAAGUCGAGCGCCUACGCUUUGGGCUUCCUUGGUAGGCGGCUCCUCUCCUUUUGCAUCCGCGGGGCCGCGGAGGGCCGGAGCCGCGUAUUAGAGUGCUUCUUGGGUGGCCGGGAGGCCUUAAACGCAGAGGCCAUGGAUGCAGAACGCCUGAAAGGAGAGGUGGCCAAAGAGUUGGCAGACCUGGGCUCUGUGGAAGAGGUGGCCAUUUCCAAGUGGGCGAGCAAUCCCUUCAUCCGGGGCGCCUGGAGCUUCGCCCCCGUGAACUCCUCCGUGCAGGACUUCGACCUCUUGGCAGCGCCGGUUGGUCGCGUGCACUUUGCGGGGGAGGGCACCUGCCGGCUACUCUACGGCAACGUGCAUGCCGCCGUGGUGAGCGGCGCCAGAGCAGCCCACCAAGUGCUCCAGCAGUUUGAAACGGCGCCGUUUCGAACAGACGAGUGGCCGCUCUUUCGAAAGGAGAUCCUGAAUCUUUGCACCGUCAGUCCAGCGCGGACUCGCGCGCGGACUCGGGCGCGCGCGCCGGCCGGUCUGAAGCGGGCAUUCGAAGUCGGUGAGAACCGCGGCCAUGGUGCACCUUUUGUUGUCUAG
Effrenium voratum is the source of this 1551-nucleotide messenger RNA. Lineage: Eukaryota; Dinophyceae; Suessiales; Symbiodiniaceae. The record is from the annotation of a GenBank genome assembly.